Molecule: messenger RNA, 1944 nt
Organism: Fusarium redolens
Lineage: Eukaryota; Fungi; Ascomycota; Sordariomycetes; Hypocreales; Nectriaceae
Exons: 1
Coding region: 1-1944 (647 amino acids)
Source: RefSeq, a predicted model, not a curated record
AUGGUUUUCCCCGGGCUGCUCACCUCCACCUCCACCUCCACCGAUAGAACCAGAACACCCUCUGUCCGGUCCAAGUCGAGCGACUCCAACCUUCUUCAACCCGAGUACAUCUACGACGAAGCCCAACUACCAUGUCUGCCACCCGAUAGGCCUGACCUGCGCGAACUCAACAACAGCCUCGAGGCCCUGGCCGCCGUGUUUCCCGAUAUCCAGAUCGAAGUGUUUCGCGAGCUUUUGUCGAAUUUCGACGGCGACUCAAGGCUUGCUCUUGUGGCUGAUGCGCUGCUCAAGAAUAGAGUGACGUGGGUCAAGGGUCGGUGGAGAGUUCCGGACAAAGACACCGCUCAACCGGAUGCGAUACCAAAGACAGAGGUGUUCAAGAGCAAGGAGUACAAAAGAGCCGUGCAAAAUCUAGCAUGGCAUGAGUUCAAAGGCUUAUCGCGGUCUACCAUAAACGCUGUUCUUGCCGAGUCUAACUAUUCCUACCUCGAAGCCCGCCAGACCCUCGUUACUUUAUCCUCCAAAUCAUGGCGUUUCACGAUAUCAUCGUUGUUUUUCAGAAGGAAACCUAUCGCUACGGGCGAGGCAGAGAAUCACCCGCUGGUGUCAUGGCGCUCAACCGGUCAGGGCUCGAUUACUCCCACUAUUCGGGCCACAGGUAGUGCAGAACUGGACCGUGAACUGUACGAUACUUUGGUGGUACCGUUGAAAGAGAAGGACAGAAGGGACAGGGAGGACAGAGACAGAGGUCUUGCUGUCAUACUCAACAACGAGGAGGCAGAAAAGGCAGAUGCAACCCACGAGUGUGUCUGCUGCUUCAUAUCAGCCGCCUUUGAGGAGUUUACCCACUGCAAUCGUGAGGGUCAUCUCGUCUGCUACCGAUGUGUACAGCACUCUAUCAAAGAAGCCGUCUUUGGGCAAGGUUGGCAAAGCAGCAUCAACCCUGAAACGGGAACGCUCAAGUGCCUCUCUUCAGAUGGCGAUGGAUGUCCUGGACAUAUCCCACCAGAUCAUAUUCGCCGUGCCAUGGAGGAAGAAAAAAUGGGAGCAGAAAUUCUGCACAAGCUUGACCGUCGACUAGCAGAGCAUAGCCUUCUGGCAUCCAAUCUCCCCCUAGUACGGUGUCCCUUCUGUGACUAUGCCGAGAUAGACGACAUAUACACGCCAGCGCACGAAUCUGCUCUUCGUAUCAAGUCGGAUAGUAUUUACAACCUCUUUUUCCUCGUUCUCUGUAUCGGCACCCUCCCAUUCGUCUUCCCCUUCGUCCUCAUAUCCUCCUUCAUAUGCCUUCUCCUCAGCACACAGCAGUCAUUUGGCGACUACAUCUCAGUGGAAUGGUCCAAAGCUCUCAACCGUCACCGUCGUCGUCGUCGCGGUACCAAAUUCACCUGCCAAAGCCCCAGCUGCGGCCGCAUGUCGUGCCUCUCAUGCCAUAAGUCUUGGAAGGAUAUCCACGUAUGCAACGAAUCCUCGCUCGUCGCCCUCCGCACACAGGUCGAGCAGGCCAUGAGCAUGGCUAUAAAGCGCGUCUGUCCCCGCUGCAACACAUCUUUCGUCAAGAAUGCAGGCUGCAAUAAGCUCACUUGUCCCUGCGGCUACAAGAUGUGCUAUGUUUGUCGCGCCGACCUCACUGACGAAGGAUAUCGCCACUUUUGCGACCACUUCCGCCCGGAAGGUGAUGCAACGCCCUGCAAGGAGUGUGACAGGUGCAAUCUCUGGGAAUCCGAGGAUACGGAAAAGGUUUUGCAAGCUGCACGCGAAGAGGCUGAGCGUAAGUGGAAAGACAUGGAGAACCGGGAAUUAUCGGGCACAGAGCGGGCGUUCCUUGAAACAGGCGUUGCGGCGAACAGGAUGGACGUGAGCGUUGAGCGUGUUCUCUUCAGUGGGCGAAUUCCCGCUCUUUCGGAAGUGUUGGAUCUCGUCGUCGAAACGAUUUUUGUUUAG